AUGGCUCGGACUCAAAAAAACAAAGCCACUUCGUACCACAUCGGCCAACUCAAAGCCAAACUCGCCAAGCUCAAGCGCGAACUCCUCACCCCGUCGAGCGGCGGCGGCGGCGGCGGUGCGGGGUUCGACGUUGCCCGCACGGGCGUCGCCAGUGUUGGCUUCAUCGGCUUCCCCUCCGUCGGAAAGAGCACCCUCAUGAGCCGUCUGACCGGCCAGCACUCCGAGGCCGCCGCCUACGAGUUCACCACCCUGACCAGCGUGCCGGGCCAGGUCAUGUACAACGGCGCCCCGCUGCAGAUGAUCGAUCUGCCCGGUAUUAUUGAGGGCGCCAAGGAUGGUCGUGGCCGUGGCCGGCAGGUCAUUGCCGUUGCCAAGACGUGCCAUCUGAUCUUUAUUGUGCUGGACGUCAACAAGCCGUUGACGGAUAAGAGGGUUAUCGAGGCUGAGCUGGAGGGGUUUGGUAUCCGGAUUAACAAGGGGCCGCCGAACAUCACGUUCAAGAAGAAGGAUAAGGGCGGGCUGAACAUCACCAGCACGGUGCCCCUGACGCACAUCGACCAUGACGAGAUCAGGGCGGUCAUGAGCGAGUACAAGAUCAGCUCGGCAGAUAUUGCCAUUCGCUGCGACGCCACCAUCGACGACCUGAUUGACAUCCUUGAGGCGAAAAGCCGAAGCUACAUCCCGGUUAUCUACGUGCUCAACAAGAUCGACAGCAUCAGCAUCGAGGAGCUCGACCUGCUUUACCGCAUCCCCAACUCGGUACCCAUCAGCUCGGAGCACGGGUGGAACGUUGACGAGUUGAUGGAGGCCAUGUGGGAGAAGUUGAAUCUUGUCCGGGUGUACACCAAGCCCAAGGGCAAGAUGCCCGACUACUCGUCGCCGGUAGUGUUGCGCUCAAACAAGUGCACGGUCGAGGACUUCUGUAACUCCAUUCAUAAGACCAUCGUCGAACAGUUCAAGUCGGCUGUCGUUUACGGCAAGUCGGUCAAGCACCAACCCCAACGAGUUGGUCUUGCCCACGAGUUGGCGGAUGAGGAUAUCGGUAUGUGA
This is a messenger RNA of Chaetomium globosum CBS 148.51, 1050 nucleotides long. RefSeq lists its product as uncharacterized. The record is from RefSeq and is a predicted model, not a curated record. Gene Ontology annotation, biological process: cytoplasmic translation. Gene Ontology annotation, cellular component: cytoplasm. NCBI's taxonomy places the organism in Eukaryota, Fungi, Ascomycota, Sordariomycetes, Sordariales, Chaetomiaceae. The transcript is spliced from 3 exons. Bases 1 to 1050 code for a protein of 349 amino acids. Gene Ontology annotation, molecular function: GTP binding; GTPase activity.